AUGUCUGGCGUAUGCCCUUCCGACUCUCCUUACAGCCAGCCGUUCUUCCAGCAAUCGCCGCAUAGUCAAGGCUUCCAUCUCAGUGAAGAGGAGCUAUCCGCACAGAAGGCAUUCAUGGACAACUACGGUCUUGUCCAAACGACUGGUGUGACUACACUUGCCGCCCAAGUCAAUAACAACUCGGAGAUAAUGCAGCAAGACCAGCUUAACAACAGCACACAGGUUUGCAAGCCUGACAUCAAUAAUCAGGCGGAUGCGAUGAUCCCGGCGCAAAGCAUACAUGGCCCAGUGGUAUCUUACGGGGACAACAACAUGAAAACCACUAUAACGGGGCCGUUUGAAUUCGAUGGGAUGCAAAGUCAUCACCAAAUACCGAGUGGCGACGCAGGCAGCAUGAAUGCUGGCUAUGGAGCGCCUUUCGAGUUGAUUGGUUACGGGCUCCAACAUCAAGCUACAGCUGCCUUCCCAGCGAGCCAGUAUCCGGGACCAGGCUCUGCGGUAUUCAACGAUGGCUCGCAGUACUCUGAGCAUACCUACUACAAUACACAGCAGAUCCAUGGUGGUAUGACGGGAGAAAUGACAGUUGCCCCAUACCAGAACUUUCAUCAAGCUACAGAUAUUGUCGACUAUGGUGUCCCUUCAGGUAUGGAGGCAACACGAUUUCAGGUCAAUAAUCAAGCCAUCCAUACUCCCGAAGGUGCCUUCAUCGCUCCUAAGCCCGAGCCGAAAAACGAAUGCGAUGUAGCAGAGCUUGUCGCCAUGGCCCGGGAGUACGCCAAACAAGAACCGGGGCAGGUAGAUGCACAAUCAAAUGACAAUGUACUCAGUGGUUGUGUUGACAGUCCCAAUACACCAGCCAGCUCAAAGGCGUCUACCAAGCCGAAGAAGGCACGCAAGACAAGAUCCUCUACGAGGCAGAAGGGCACGAGAGUGCCCACGGCUAUGCAAUGCGCUCCAAUAUCAAUCGCUCGCGACCGCAACGGCAAGAAGCGCGUCGAGAUUGGACCGACUCUGGCAGGCGACGGCCUCCCACAGAUCAAGGUACACCCUGGCUCGGACGAUGACGACAAGACGAACCCUCUGUCGCUGGCUGAAGCAGUGGCAAGACCAAGGGACGAGCAAUUGACGCUGCCCCGGCCGGGCGUACCGCUGGCUGGGCCCCGGGUCAAGGUACCAUACCUGACCAUUGAUGACACGAUGAGCCGGGAAGAGCAGCUGCGCCGCGCCGCGCAUAACCAGCAGAUUUCAGAGGUGGACAGAGCAGAUCGCCGUGCUCGAAACAAUGAGUCUGCUCGCAGGAAUCGAGAGCGUACCAAGCAGGCCAUCGUCGAUGCCCAAGCCAAGGUGGAAGAGGGCCAGGCCAAAAUCAAGGAGCUCGAGGAGAAACUCGUGGCCCGCGAUCAGGAGAUUAAGGAGCUGAAGAAGCAUAUGGGAAAGAAGUAA
Molecule: messenger RNA, 1443 nt
Organism: Pestalotiopsis fici W106-1
Lineage: Eukaryota; Fungi; Ascomycota; Sordariomycetes; Amphisphaeriales; Sporocadaceae
Exons: 1
Coding region: 1-1443 (480 amino acids)
Biological process (GO): regulation of DNA-templated transcription
Molecular function (GO): DNA-binding transcription factor activity
Source: RefSeq, a predicted model, not a curated record